Engraulis encrasicolus (European anchovy) is the source of this 2052-nucleotide messenger RNA. RefSeq names its product PR domain containing 8b (gene prdm8b). Gene Ontology annotation, molecular function: protein binding. Gene Ontology annotation, cellular component: nucleus. The transcript has 4 exons. The record is from RefSeq and is a predicted model, not a curated record. Gene Ontology annotation, biological process: regulation of DNA-templated transcription; oligodendrocyte development. The coding region runs from base 202 to 2052 and encodes 616 amino acids. NCBI's taxonomy places the organism in Eukaryota, Metazoa, Chordata, Actinopteri, Clupeiformes, Engraulidae.
UCCAAGCAGGCGCGCGGAUAUGUACCACUGACGGGCACGGGCUUCAACGGGGAGACACCGAGAGAGUUAUCUGUGGAACAGACUCAUUUUAUUCCACAUAACCCUUUUCCCCUUAUUUGCGCUUUUAUCUGGACUUUGUGGAUUACUGCUGUUUCUUCCCAAUUUAAGUAAAAGGCAGAGUGCCCUUCAGCAGCAGCAGCCAUGGAGGAGUCGAGCCCCCAGAAGCUUGUGGCGUGGGACACGGACGCCAAGGCGGUGCAGCAGUGCCUCACGGACAUCUUCACCAGCGUCUACACCACCUGCGACAUCCCCGAGAGCGCCAUCUUCGGGCCCUGCGUGCUCAGCCACACCUCCCUGUACGACAGCAUCGCCUUCAUCGCCCUCAAGUCCACCGACAAGCGCACGGCUCCCUACAUCUUCAGGGUGGACACGUCGGCGUCCAACAGCUCGUCGGAGGGCCUUAUGUGGCUGCGGCUGGUGCAGUCUGCGCGUGACCGCGAGGAGCAGAACCUGGAGGCCUAUGUGAAGAGUGGCCAGCUGUUCUACCGCUCGCUGCGGCGCAUCGAGAAGGACGAGGAGCUGCUGGUGUGGUACGGCAAGGAGCUGAUCGAACUGCUGCUGCUCAGCGCCUCCAGGGCGCCCGCCAAGACCAAAGGUUCCCCUCCGUACCUGUGUCCCGACUGCAGCCAGCGCUUCCAGUUCGAGUUCCCCUUCCUGGCCCACCAGCGCUUCCGCUGCACCAAGAGACUACAGAGCCUCGCAGGGUCCGACGACGACCCGAAGGACGUCGGCUCGCCUCUGGGCCUCACACCAGCCCGCACCAGCCCCAAGCUGGGCCGCCCCGACGGCUUCCCCAACCCCCCGGAGGCCGGUAAGCCCGCCACAGACUUCCACAACCUGGCUCGCGACCUGGAGAACAACCGGACCAGCCCGCCCAGCGACAAGGAGGCGGAGAUCUCCAGCGAGAGCUCGGCCAAGAGGAAGUUCUCGGAGAUGGAGGAGAACAUGGGUCCUCUGGGCCUGAGCAGCCGGAGCAACGGGCUGUGUCUGCCCAUGAAGUCCAAAGAGGAGCUGGCCACCUCGGCCCGCGAGUACCGGGGAGCAUACGGCCUGGAGGAGAACCACCGGCGCACCUUCUCCCCGCCUGGCGCCGACCUGCUGGGCUCGGAGGGCAAGCGCAGCGCCUUCACCGAGGUCCGCAAGUCCCCGCAGAGUCUGAAGCAGCAGCACGGCUCCAGUACCAAAAGCUCCAGCUCUUCAUCAUCGUCCUCGUCGUCCUCCUCCAACACCGAGAACAAAGACUCUGGCAGAGCAGGUCGUAGCAGUCCCUUGGAUAAGCACUCCUCCAGCACAAGGCAGGUCCUGGGCGAGACCCAGUCCCCACCACAGUCACGGCUGGACCCCCUGCCCCCUCCGUCCCCACACCUGGCCAGCGCCUUCACCUCUGUGGCCCAGCAGGUGGGUGGCAGUACGGGCUCGUCCGAGAGGAAGAGCGCUUUCAGCCAGCCCGCACGCUCCUCCUCCUCAGCAACCUCCUUCCCCCAGCUCUCCCCCUUAGUCAUGGCCCCCAAGCUCCUGGACUGCCACCCUGCGGUGGGCGACACGGUGUCCUCCAGCAGACUGUACCAGGCUGACCACCUGGCUGCCAAGCUGCAGCAGGCCUCGGAGCUGGGAGGUGGCGCGUGCCCCAUGCCGGGCAGCCUGGCCAAGCAGAGCCCCUUCCUGUAUGCCGCGGCUGCCGCCACCGCCUUCUGGCCCAAGAGCACGGCGGCGGCGGGCCCCAUCCAGCUGCAGGUGCCCUCGGCGCUCACCCUGCUCCCACCCUCCUUCACCUCCCUCUGCCUGCCCGCCCAGAACUGGUGCGCCAAGUGCAACGCCUCCUUCCGCAUGACCUCCGACCUGGUCUACCACAUGCGCUCGCACCACAAGAAGGAGUUCGCCAUGGAGCCGCUCGUCAAGCGGCGGCGCGAGGAGAAGCUCAAGUGCCCCAUCUGCAACGAGACCUUCCGUGAGAGGCACCACCUGUCCCGACACAUGACCUCGCACAACUAA